Messenger RNA from Diorhabda carinulata, 1630 nucleotides. Its product is annotated as arginine kinase 1. Bases 167 to 1291 code for a protein of 374 amino acids. The record is from RefSeq and is a predicted model, not a curated record. The transcript is spliced from 6 exons. Lineage: Eukaryota; Metazoa; Arthropoda; Insecta; Coleoptera; Chrysomelidae. Gene Ontology annotation, biological process: phosphocreatine biosynthetic process. Gene Ontology annotation, molecular function: creatine kinase activity.
CAUAGCUGAACAGUUCUUUUAUUCGGUGAAAAGAGUUUUUCAGUGAUUUUGGUGAGCCAUAGGGAACAUUUGAGUAGAUCUGCCAGUAAAAGGGUGACUAUAGAACGGGAGAAGAAGUAUAUUCAUUGUGUAUCUGGCGUUCAACAUUUGUCGUAGUUUUUUCAAAAUGUUUGCCUUGUGGUAUGGAACUAUUACUUACCGACAGUACAGAAAAGCCAUCAUGGUUGACGCCGCAGUUUUGGAAAAACUUGAAAGUGGAUUCGCUAAACUCAAGGAAUCUAACUCAAAAUCCCUCUUGAAAAAACAUCUAACCCAAGACAUUUUUGACAAUCUCAAGACUAAAAAGACUCCCUCAUUCGGUUCCACACUUCUUGAUGUCAUUCAAUCCGGCCUGGAAAACCAUGAUUCUGGAGUAGGUAUUUACGCCCCCGAUGCUGAAGCUUACACCGUUUUUGCUGACCUCUUUGACCCCAUCAUCGAAGACUACCAUGGUGGAUUCAAAAAGACCGACAAGCAUCCUCCCAAGAACUGGGGUGAUGUAAGCGUUUUUGGUGAUCUCGAUCCUACUGGCGAAUAUGUAGUAUCCACCCGUGUCAGAUGCGGACGCUCCAUGGAAGGAUACCCAUUCAACCCAUGUUUAACUGAAGAACAAUACAAAGAAAUGGAACAAAAAGUUUCCAGUACUCUUUCUGGACUUGAAGGUGAGUUGAAAGGUACCUUCUACCCAUUGACUGGCAUGAGUAAAGAAGUUCAACAAAAACUCAUCGAUGAUCACUUCUUGUUCAAAGAAGGUGAUCGUUUCUUGCAAGCUGCUAACGCUUGCAGAUUUUGGCCUUCUGGACGUGGUAUCUACCACAAUGAUGCCAAAACAUUCUUAGUUUGGUGCAACGAAGAAGAUCACCUUCGUAUUAUCUCAAUGCAAAUGGGAGGAGACUUGGGAACUGUUUAUAGACGUCUCGUAACUGCGGUAAAUGAUAUUGAAAAGAGAAUUCCUUUCUCUCACAAUGACAGGCUUGGUUUCCUCACUUUCUGCCCAACUAACUUGGGAACAACUGUUCGCGCUUCUGUCCAUAUCAAGGUACCAAAAUUGGCCGCUAACAAAACCAAGCUUGAAGAACUUGCUUCAAAAUACAACCUCCAAGUUCGUGGUACCCGUGGUGAACACACAGAAGCUGAGGGAGGUGUCUACGAUAUCUCAAACAAGAGACGUAUGGGUCUUACAGAAUUUGAUGCCGUCAAAGAAAUGUACGACGGUAUCCAAGAAAUCAUUAAAAUUGAGAAAGAAUUGUAGACUUCCUAACGAUUCGUGAUUUCAAAAUAAUUGUAAGCAAUGAUAUAUAUAUAUAUAUAUAUAUAUAUAUAUAUAUAUAUAUAUAUAUAUAUCGUUGUCCAGUUGUAUUUUCUAAAGUAUCUCGUUUGCCAAAGGUGUCAUCAGAGAUUGCUUUUAAAAUGCUCUAUUAAGUUUUUGAAAUAUUAAGAUAUUGAUAUAUCUAAAACAGCUUCAUUCUAGUCGUCGAUACUUUUUUAAAUAGAUUAUUUGGUAAUAAAAAUGUCAAACAGUGAAUUUUCUCCUUAUUUUUCAUAAUUUAUUUUUAUUUUGACUCUGAAAAUAUAAGUAUUAUUUUAAAAA